GAUGGUGAAGCAGCUCACCUCAGGGGACUGCUACUGGGACCUUGAAGAUGGUUCCUCUAUCGCUCAAGAGAAAGUUAUAGGUGGCAUUGCCCUGGUUGAGGGGUGUAAGAACUGGCGCUAGCCACCUGGAUGGGGUGAGAAGGUCAUCUCGCUCCUUCCACACCCUCUUGCAACCUGUGGCAAGUUGUUACAAUGUUUCCACCAAUGUCCACGCUCCCCAUUGGCGCCCCACCAUGCAUCCCCAUUGGUCAUGGUGGCAGGGACAGGGCUGUGAUUGGUUCGCAGCCUGGGGUACCAGGUCAGUUUUUUACCUGAGGCAAGAGCCUCUCUUCUUAUUCUGCGACGGGCAGUCGUGAGUGACUGACUCGUCAGGGCUUCGAGCAGCUUCCUGCGUGUUCCACAAGUGUCGAAGGUGCAUGGUCCACCGUGGUGGCCUUAAAGAUUAUAAUGGCCACCCCUGGAGAAGGCAACCAACCCAGUGAUGAUGGGGCACCCCAGCCAGUGGCGCAGCUGCAGAAGCUUGAGCCCCGGGUGGUCCGCAGACGCCUGUCCCAGGCCCGCCAUCGAGCCACCCUGGUAGGGCUCUUCAACAACCUAAGGAAGGCAGUUUUCUCCCAGUCUGAUAUCACAGCCUCAAAGUGGCAGGUACUGAAUAGGACAAAGAUUCAUAUUCAGGAACAGGAAGAAAGCCUGGAUAAGUUGCUGAAGCUCAAAGCAUCCUUCAACCUGCAAGAUGGGAAUCCCAACAGCUUAGAGGAGGUCAAGGAAGAAUAUGCCAGAAUGUACUCUGAGAAUGACAGUGUAUUCCUAAACAGCUUUCUUCAGGACAGCCCCCCUGAGUGGUUCCCCUCUGAGGCUGUUGGACCGGAUGCUGAAGAAGAAGGAGAAGAAGAAGGAGAAGAAGAAGGAAGAGGAGGAGGAGGAGAAGGAGACGAAGAAGGAGAAGAAGAAGAAGAAAACGGUGAAGAGAGAGAGGGAGAGGAGUACCAGGAAGAGGAAGAAGAGGAAGAGGAGGAGAAAAAAGUCAAUCUCUCCCACUCCUCCUCCACUCUGUUGCCGGACCUCAUGGAAUUUGAACGGUAUCUCAACUUUUACAAGCAGACCAUGGACCUCCUGACCAUGAACAGCAUCAUCUCUGCACAUGAAGUGACACUCCCUAUUGUCUCUGCCGCCAUCUCCCACCUGUGGCAGACUCUCUCUGAGGAGAAAAAGGCCAGACUCCUGCAGGUGUGGGAACAGCAGCACAGCGCCUUCGUAGACCUCACCGAGGCCUGUCUAGAGCUGGCCGGGGUGGAGGGCAGCAUGAAGGACAGCGGUGUGGACAGCCAGGGAGCAAGCUGCUCGCUGGAGUCCACCCCAGAAGAGAUCCUUUUUGAAGAUGCUUUUGACGUGGCAAGUUUCCUGGACAAGAGCGAGGCCCAGCAUGUGUCUAACAUCAGCUCUAUGUUUGCCACCUGCAACUCAGAAAAUCCAGAGGAGAAAUUUCAGCUCUACAUACAGAUCAUUGAGUUUUUCAAAAGCCUUGGCUGUGUUAACACUCCAUUAAACCAGGAACCAGAUCCCCCAGUCGAUGAUGAUGUGAUGUUGCUGAAGUGCCUGGAGACCUUUGACGAUCUGUAAAGCAGGAGGGCCGCCGAGAAGGAGGAGAUUAAAUGGGGGAGGGGCGGGUUCAAGUUUGAAUACCAGUAGCUAGAGUUAUAUUGCCUUGUCUUUCAAGACUCAUUGAGAAAGGCUGCUUCCGAAAGCCUUCUCUAUGUUCUUAGUUUCUGUUACUAUAAAGUUUUAAGAGCAAUGAU
Molecule: messenger RNA, 1796 nt
Organism: Mus caroli (Ryukyu mouse)
Lineage: Eukaryota; Metazoa; Chordata; Mammalia; Rodentia; Muridae
Gene: Stra8
Product: stimulated by retinoic acid 8
Biological process (GO): oogenesis; spermatogenesis; cellular response to retinoic acid
Cellular component (GO): nucleus
Source: RefSeq, a predicted model, not a curated record